AUGUCGAAAGUGGAAUCUCCAACGAAAUUAGGCACCGGCGAGCACGCCGACGUUGGCGAAGGUGAUGCGGCGACAGAAAGAAAGGAGAUGCUUCCACGCCACGACUUUGGCAAACGUUGGCACCGUUUCCGCGUCCUAACGCCGCGAUCGUUCAUAAUCCGCGGUUCCCGUGCCAUGAGCGAUCUCCGAUUCAAAUACAGAAGUCGUGGCCGUCAGGCGGCCCCGUGCUCGGUGCUGGCGGUCGUUUACGGUCGGAUGUUUCAGCCGAAGGAGUGGACGCAGGAGCAUGUCGACCAGGUGCUUGACUACGGCGACAAGCUGUUCCGCUUGAGCAUGGUGAAGAACCCGCUGAAGGACCACGAGUAUAUGAGGACCGACCUCGUGCACGACGAAUUCUACGUGAGCGUCUACAAGGUCCUGAUCUGCGUCGAGGACAACGGCAUCCGCGGCAACCUCUUCAGCGAGUCCGUCGGCUGCUCCGACCUCGCGGACGGCUUGCGGAAGUUCCUGCGGGACGACGACGACGUCGGAGGGGUGAUCACGGCGCAGGGCCACUCCGUGGCUGUGUGGCGCCAAUCCGCCCGGGCUGAGUUCUUCUACUACGACCCGGCGUCGUGCGAUGAGACAGGUGUACGUCGUCCUGGUGGCACCGCUUGCCUCAUGAGGUUCAAGUGCCUCGACGACAUGCGCGAUCACAUGCUGAAGAGCGUGAAUCCCCGUUACGACUCCCGAUAUUGCAUCGACCGGGUCACCGUGUUGCGCGUCGUGGAGGUCGGUCGACCGUUGGUCGACCCCGCGACCAGAGUCGUCGUUGGUCCUGUAGUGCAGAAAAGCGUGCUGCGAGCCAUCAACCCGGUAGACACCGAUGAGCACAAGCUGGACUGUACCAAGCCGGUGCCGAAGAACGAAGGGCUGCGCAUAUCAGCUCGAAUACGCAAGGAGCCGUUGUCCAUCACCAUCUCCAACUAUAGUAUCGACCGACGGUUCGCCACGGAGCCGUUGGUGAACCGGGACGACUUCGACACCGGUUACUCCUACGACGCCAUGCGGAUGAACGUGCCGUCCACGUUCAAGGAGCUGCCUGGAAAAGCGGCGAUUCUUCGUGGGUUCACUCACGAGGCUAGCGACGUGUACAAGGCCAAGGGCGCGCAGAAUGCGGCGAACUGCGUCAUGGCCAUCGUCAUGAAGGAGGUGCACCCGGUGAAGACGUGGUUGAGAUCCAGGUUGGACGAGAUCCUCGCGUUGGGCGAUUCGGUGUACGCUAGCGUGAAGGCCGAGAAGCCGAUGAUAAAGACGAUGACUGCCGUCGAUUUGGACGACGUCAAGGUCAAGGUGGAGAACCGUAAGCUGGCAGUGGACGUGGAUCUGAUCUCUGUGACCGGUACGGUAAGUUCGAAGGCGCCGUCGGUGUUGAACUUGAAGCGAGCGUUGGACGAGUUCUUCAUGCUGUACGACGACGGAGUGCUCGAGACGAGCUUCGUGGCGGUGGCGGUCUGGAGCCAGAAUGAUUGUUACUACAUGUUUGACCCUCGCUCUUGCGACGCCAUGGGUGUGAGGCUCAGGGAGGAGAAGGCUGCCAAGGCGGACAAGGGGAAAAGGGAAGACACUGAGAGGAAGCAGCAAGGAAGCUGCUGUGUGACGCGAUUCCCGGACGUGGACUCGUUGGUCGCGCUGUUCCUGAAGAAUGUCGAUCCGGCUAAGAAGAACGACAGGUUCACCGUCAGGCACGUCACAGUGAUGGACGACAAGCCUGGCAGUCGCGCCUGGAACGAAUUCCAGCCCGGUGUGCCGGGUAAGACUUGGGUAUUGCGCGGCAGCAUCUCCAACAUGGACGAGUUGUUUGAGGAAGAGAAUCAAGGAGCACAGGGCCUGCCCAUGUCGGUGGUGGCUUUGGUGAAUGCGAGGGAAAUUCCUGCGGCGAAAUGGAGCAGCGAGAUCGUCGACGAGACGCUGCGAGAAGGCGACGCUUACUAUAGCUGGUGCAAACCUCCCGUGACGGAGGAGGAGGUAGAGGAGCCAAAGACGCUUCUCCUUGAGAACCUGAAGAGGCACUUCUACCUGAAGAAUCGCAAGGUGAAGAUCGACGUCGAAGAGGCAGCGAUCGUGGGAGACUUGUUGGCUCCGGACGACUCCGAGGUGCCUAAUUUGAAGACAGGACUGCGUCGGUUUUUCGACAAUAAGCAAUACGGGAUAGUCGAGACGAGGGAUCUCGCAGUGGCCGUGUGGAAGGCUGAGGAAGAGCUCAAGAUGAAGGAGAACGACAAGGACAAGGAGACGUUCUAUUAUUACUUCGACCCGAAUCCUCGACAUGCUCAGGGUCAGGUGGCGGAGGGAGACGAAGAGAGCACCGCCUACGUGGUGCGCACAUUGGAUGUUGCAGCGUUGGCGGAGCAGAUCCAGAAGAACGUUGAGCGAGAAAAGGAGAACGACUUUAUGAUACACGAGCUAAAGAGCGUCUCCGUCGGUGCACCGAUGACGGACGAGGAAGUUGAGGCGGAUAGGAAAGUUCUAGUCAAGCCGGAUCUGAACAACUACUCCGCCAUAGGCGAAACUGGCGCUGUGCUUUUGGGCAGCAUCAACCAGGGCAACGAAACGCUCUUCAAACGGCAGACGAGGGGCAAGCAGCAAGCCGCAAACUCUCUCACGACUCUCGCCAUGACGAGACUCUACAAUCCUCAUCUGUGGCACCGUGAACUCGUGGACGAUAUCCUGAAGAUCGGCAACAGGCUUACCAACGACAACCUGAUGAAUCUGCCGGAGCCGGAGACUGAAGACGAAGUGCCCAGGGACUACCUUCUCCCAUCGGAGAUCAUGGAGGACUUUGACAUAGGAGUCAACCGGAUAUCGGUCGGUCUCGAGGAGGAGGUCGUCAGCGAACCGGUGAUGGAGAUGGCGAGCUUGCUGGAGCAGUUUUUCAAGGAGAACACGAUGGGAGUUCUGCGUCAGGACGAGACGAUGAUGCCGAUUUGGAGGGAAGGAGAGGUGUUCUUCACGAUGGACCCCAAGGGCAGGGACGCUCAUGGCGAACCCGUUGAAAAGAACGGAGCUGCGGCGGUGAUGUGGUACACCGACGUGCCGUCCUUGGCCAGGGCGAUCCAGGCGGUCGCACGUGGUGGCGACUUCGUCAUCGACGCCGUCACGGUGGAGAACGCGUACGAGACGCGGGCGGCCGAGGCUCGGCAAGCGAAGAGGACCACGCCCGGCGAGGACCUGUGGCAUCACUUCCCCAAGCUUGCUGACGGCGUCUGGAGCAUCGACGGGAAAAUCACCAUGACGGACGAGAGGUUCGACGAGGUGAAUCGCGGCGAGCAAAGCGCGGCCAUCGCCGCGAUGGCCGUCAUCUUCUCCAAGGUGUAUCAACCGAAAUAUUGGACGUCAGAUAUCGUCGACGAGGUCGUGAUCACGGGUGACAAGCUCCACUCAAAGUGCGUGGAAAGGCUGGGUGUGGGUUCGGUGCCUCUGGUGAACGAAAUCAUCAGCGAGUUCUUCCUGUCAACACGGCGCAUCGCUUUGACAAUCAAGGAUUGUGCGCAGGCGGGUAUUCUCACCGGCAGCACGCCCAAGGUCCAAGACCUGCGAAGCGGCAUCGACAGCUUCUUCCAGAAGCACGACGCUGGUGCGUUGACCGUGCGAGGAGAACGAAAUAUAGCCAUAUGGAAGGUCGACGACGCGUAUUACGUCUUGGUGCCUGACUGGCCCAUCACCGUGGAAGAGACCACAUCGAGGGCACCGCGGCUGUUCAGGUUCAGGAAUGCGAGUCUCCUCGUGGAAUACCUGCUGAGUGAUCUCGGCGAGGAAGGCGACUACCAGAUCAGCGCGAUCGACGUAUUGGACUGGAGCAAACUGCCACCGUGGAAAUUCGACCCUAGCCCGGGGAUUCGACCGACAAACUUGCCGCCCAUGAACGGCUACAGAAGAUUGCAAGGUGAAGCCCGCGCGAUCCUGCGCGGCAGUUAUCAUCAGGGCGACGACGUGUUCCCCGAGGCUCUACGUAACCGGCAAACAGCGGCGAAUUGCGUCGUGGCGCUUGGCAUGUCGGUCAUCAAAAGUCCCGUCACGUGGACGAAGAAAACUCUGGACGAGAUCCUGGCGAUUGGCAGUGGCGUUCAUCUGGAGACGAAGAAGACCAGACCCUUCAAGUCGAGGCUCAAGCCGAAGGAUAUCAUCAGGAUAUUCUACGUGGGUGUUAACGUUCUAACCGCUGACGUGGAGCCUAACAUUGUGAGCGGCCAAGUGGCGAUCGCCCCUGUCGUUCUCGAGGAGACGAAGAAAAUAGUAAAGAAGAAGAAAGAAAAGAUACAGCCGAAGGGAGGGAGAGCCGGCAAAGACAAGGAAGCGAGACGAGAGCUAGCGCCAGCUCUGCCUGUGAUCUUGCUUGAAGAAGGCCUGCGGAAAUUCUUUCAGAGUAACCGCGCCGGCAUUCUGGUGACCGAUCGCGGUAUGACCUCCAUCUGGAAAGAUCUGGGCGUCUACUUUAUGUACGACCCACGAGCACGAAGCGACGAGGGCCUGCCGGACGCUGACGGCACCUCGUGCAUCAUGUGGUUUGCCUGCAUGGAACCCUUGUACGACGUUAUCUUCGCCAACAUCAGUCAGGAAGAGAAAUACGGACCUUUCGAGAUCUGUCGGGUGAUCGUAAAGACCGUCAUGAUCGAACCCUUGCCGUGCCCAGCCGGCUUCCAAACCUGCUUCGAUCGCACCUCGUCAUCCAUCAUGCCGAUCAUCUCUGUCAAAGAGACACCUGCACUGAACGUGCGACCGCUCAGCGAGUACAUCUUUGUGGACGAAGAGCUGAGCAUUUUACGCGGUACUCUGCACAUGAAUCAUCACGUCUACAGCCCGGAAAACCGAGGUUUGCAGAGCACAGCGAUCGCGACAGUCGCAAUAGUCGUAGGGCUGCUGCACGUGCCGUCCACGUGGACGGCCAAGUUGGUCGACUCUGUGCUCAAAUACGGCGACUUGCUGCACUCGGACAGCGUCCGGCUGGCGCGUCCAGGCGCCAGGAACCUCUCGCCCAGCGAGCUGCUCACCGUCUUCAUCGUGGGCGAUUUCCGCGUCACCGUCCACGUGCACAAUUAUACCGCGGCGGGCGUACUCCACGUCUUCGACCUGUCCGAGGCGCUGGGCAUGUUCUUCCGCACCAACUGCGCCGGAAUACUGCACACGACCGACAUAGCGGUGGCUGUGAUGCAACACUACGGCAAGUUCUAUAUGUUCGACCCGAGCCCGAGGAGCGACCGGGGCAGACCCUCACUCGUCAACGGCGCGGCCUGCGUGAUGAGGUGCGACAGUAUCGCGAGGAUGACCGAGCUCUUCGUGUCGAAUUGCAAUCUCAGAAGGCCGAACGUGUACACUCUAAACGCGCUCAACGUGCUGAGCCUGCAGUUCUUUUCGGGCGCGAGGACCAUUUGCCUGUCCAAGUGUGAACAGUGACGUCUCCUCAAGGAGGUUCACAUUAUGCUGUAACAUUCCCUAUAACUCGACUGCAGAGUACGUGGAAUAAACCAACACCUCAAU
Messenger RNA from Harpegnathos saltator (Jerdon's jumping ant), 5517 nucleotides. RefSeq lists its product as uncharacterized. The transcript has 3 exons. Bases 1 to 5433 code for a protein of 1810 amino acids. NCBI's taxonomy places the organism in Eukaryota, Metazoa, Arthropoda, Insecta, Hymenoptera, Formicidae. The record is from RefSeq and is a predicted model, not a curated record.